GCGUGUGAUGGGGACAAGGCGCUGUAUGCGCUCACACGUUCAGUGCAGAUCGACCCCGACAACGGGGAGGCGUGGAACAACCUGGCGGUGCUCAACUUACAGCGCAACCGAAUGCAAGAGGCGUUUAAGACGCUACAGGAGGCACUUAAGCACAAGGGAGAGGACUGGCACCUGUGGGAAAACUUUGCGAAGGUGGCUCUGGAUGUGAAGAGCUACCAGCAGGUGCGGUGGGUUGCCAGCAGGUGUGAUGCGGUGCCGGCAGGUGGGGCAGGGUGCCACCAGCGCCUACUUCCUCUCUCUCCCUGCUCUAACCUGCCCCCAACCCAACCCCAUGCCACCUCCCCCAUUCUCCCCCCACCCAUUCCUCUCCCUCCUCUCUCUCUCUCCCCCCAAAGGCUGGAAAGCGGGUCGACACGGGUGUUGCUUCAACCCACCCUCCCCCACCCCCCACUUUCCCCUCUCUCACUCCCCCGCCCCCCAAAGGCGGUGAGAGCAGCAUCACGAGUGGUGGAGCUCACUCAAGGCAAGCGGGUCGACACAACCGUGCUAGAGGGGCUGAUAGGGGUGGUGGAGAGGAAUAGGAGAGGCGGGAAAGGGGAGGAGGAGGAGAAGACCGGUGAUGGCGAGGGAGGAAGAAGGGGAGAGGAGGGUGGAGGUGAGGGUGGUGGGGAGGGGUUGGAGGGGAGAGAUGGGGAUGGUGGUGAGAUUGAUGAUUUGAUGAUGAGUUUACAGCCGUUGGAUCUGGGCAAGAUGGCAGGGGGAGAGGAGGCGGUGGGCGGGGAGGGUGGAGGAGAGGGUGGAGGAGAGGGGAAUGGUGUGCCAGAAACGAAUGGUGCUUAUAAGGAGGAUGGAGGGACGCAAGCAGGGAGUGGUGGUCCCAUGAACGAAAGGGAGGCCGCCAGGCUUGAAACCGAGCUCAUAAAGCUUCUGGGAAAGGCGGUGGCGUCAGGAGCAGGAGUGCCGGAGAUUUACCGCCUGCAAGGAACCUUCCUGGAAGCCGUGGGCGAUGCUGACGUGGCAGCGGAGGCCUUCCUGCGCCACGUGCGCUCUCUGCAGUCUGCCAGCUGGCAGCACGGCGAGCCAGACGCGUUCCGCCAGCUGACACGGGCGGCGCUGAGGUGGACGGUGGCAGUGGUGCGAGGGGUGGCUGGGGAAGAGGGGGUGGAGGAAGUAAAGAGGGAAGGAGUGGAGGAGAGAGAAGGGGAGGGAGUGAGAGUGAGUGGUGCUGGCAAAAGGAGGUUGGCAUCGGUGCGCAUGCUUCUAGGCAACAUCUUGAAGCAGUUAGCACUAUGGAGGCUAGAGGGGAAUAGUAGUGGUGGUGACACUACUGGUGUAACAUGA
Messenger RNA from Closterium sp. Naga37s-1, 1341 nucleotides. NCBI's taxonomy places the organism in Eukaryota, Viridiplantae, Streptophyta, Zygnematophyceae, Desmidiales, Closteriaceae. The record is from the annotation of a GenBank genome assembly.